AUGUCUCGUUUCCAAGGUUGCCUUAUUGGGGCCCUCAUUGGAGAUUGUUUUGGCAAACUGUUCGAAAAUUAUGGGAAAUUUACGCCUGACUCAGAAAAGUAUGUGAAAGUUACUCUUGAAUCAGUGAAGUUGUUUGUCGAUAAUGUAGAAGCUGAGAAAAGCAAGAAGAAUGCCAAAAUACUCCAUUAUACAGAUGACACUGAAAUGCGGCUGAGUGUUGAAGCCUCCCUUCUUAAACAUAAAGGGUUUGAUGCACAAGACAUGGCCAAACGAUUUGCAAAGGAAUACUUUGCUAGUAAAAGUCAUCGGAAUUAUGGUAGACAUGUCACCAAAAUAUUUUCUGAUUGGUCUUCAAAACACUUGGAAGAUGUUUUUCUGCCAGCCAGGCAGCAGUUUAAUGGAGCAGGUUCUUAUGGAAAUGGAGGAGGGAUGCGAAUUGCCCCAGCUGCCUUGUUUAUGUAUAAUGAAAAUUCACAAAAGUUGAAGGAACUCACUGACAAGAUUACUCAAUUGACUCAUACACAUAACUUGGGUAUUCUGGGUGCAUAUCUACAGGCACAAGCAAUUCACUUGGUCUUGAACACAACAGAAAGUCCAUUUCCUACAGAAAGAUUUCUGGAUAAAUUGAUUGAGACUAUGAUUUAUUAUGAAGAGGAAGCUUUUGGAAAAUCAUAUUCUCAAAAACAAGAGGUUUCCUUGUGUCUUUAUAGCCAGAAGUUAAAAGUUAUCAAAGAAUUUCUUGAUGAGCCUGAUGUUGACAAGAGGAAAAUUAUUCAUAAGCUAGGAAAUAACGUGUCUGCUUUAGACUCUGUUCCAACCAGUAUUUACUCAUUCCUUCGAGCUUUGUCAGAUAUUGAUGGACUGAAGGAACGAAAUGCUUUUGAGCGCACUAUCAUAUAUGCAAUAUCUUUAGGAGGAGAUACAGAUACAAUAGCCACAAUGGCAGGUGCUAUUGCUGGAGCAUAUUGGGGUGAAGAGGCCAUCCCCAUAACAUGGCAGCAGAACUUGAGUGAGUGUUUAAAAGAAGAAAGAAAGAGUAAUUGCGAUUACUUGGAAAAAAAUACGAAAACACUAAACAAGAUUUUGAAGAUGGCAGACAUCCCUGCAAAUCCAGUUUCCAUCAGCCUGGAUAAACCACGUUAUGACCAGAAUACAUUCAGUGGCCGAGCCAAGCAUUUCUUUAUUACCACAAAUCCUCUUAAUCUUUUCACAUCUUCUCAAGAAUUAGAAAAGGCAAAAUCCAUUGUGGAAGGUUAUCGGAAAGGAGAAAAAUUUCCUCAUCUGAGGGAAGAUGACAUUUGGAAAGCAAAGCAUCUUUAUGAUUCUGCAUACCACCCAGAUACUAAAGAGAAGAUGUUUUUGAUUGGACGAAUGUCUGCCCAAGUACCAAUGAAUAUGACCAUUACGGGAUGUAUGAUGACUUUCUAUAAAACUCCAAUGGCUGUCAUUUUUUGGCAGUGGUUUAACCAGUCUUUCAAUGCUAUUGUUAAUUAUACCAACCGAAGUGGUGACUCUCCAGUACCAUUAUCGUAA
This is a messenger RNA of Acanthosepion pharaonis, 1533 nucleotides long. The record is from the annotation of a GenBank genome assembly. Lineage: Eukaryota; Metazoa; Mollusca; Cephalopoda; Sepiida; Sepiidae.